Penicillium digitatum Pd1 is the source of this 1212-nucleotide messenger RNA. Its product is annotated as NAD(+) diphosphatase. The record is from RefSeq and is a predicted model, not a curated record. Lineage: Eukaryota; Fungi; Ascomycota; Eurotiomycetes; Eurotiales; Aspergillaceae. Gene Ontology annotation, biological process: NADP+ catabolic process; NAD+ catabolic process. Gene Ontology annotation, cellular component: cytosol; peroxisome. Gene Ontology annotation, molecular function: metal ion binding; NADH pyrophosphatase activity.
AUGCUUGCGGAUUCCAUGUUGUCCCGACACUUUGGCAAAGAGACGGUCAAUUACUUCUCCAGCUCUCCAAUUAACCGUCUAUCAUUCUUGCGCUCCGACCACCCGUUCCUGUCUACGGCUCUGAAACACCCCUCGGCCCGAUUUGUACUGUUGAACAACCUAGCGCCCUUAACCCCGUCGCCGGUGCAGCUAUACUUUGCCAAGUAUGACGAUAUCCGCAAGCUUGUGCCCCAGGAUACAUUCGAUACCUCCGAGGAAGACAUGAUCAAGAGCUAUGAUUCGCGGAAGACACACCCGACGCUUAUAUUCCUCGGACUGGACGAAAGUCUCAAGGAAGGGGGGAUGGCGUGGAAGAUAUACUCUGGCACGCCGUAUUUUGCAGUCGAUGUGACCCCUAAGGGCCCCGAAGAGCAGCAGACUGCAGCGAAGGACGUGAUCGGUGCCAUGGAGGCGAAAGGACUGUCUUUCUUCCAAGCACGAGUUGUCAUGUCCUUCUCCGCAGAUGAAGCUGCUAUCUACGCGCAGGCGCGCGCGCUGAUGGAUUGGAACACUCGCAACACCUUCUGCGGCACAUGCGGCCACCGCACCCUGGCCGUAAAUGCAGGGACCAAGCGUGCCUGCCCGCCGACUGAUGUUGCACGAGCAACAGAGGGCAAGGAGGAACAACGGCCGGAGUGUAAUACCCGUACCACACUGUCCAACCUUUGCUUCCCCCGUACCGAUCCGACUAUCAUCGUAGCGGUGGUUUCCGCCGACGGCAAGCGGAUCUUGCUCGGGCGGUCCAAGAGAUUCCCGCUAGGAUUUUACUCUACCCUGGCUGGAUUUAUUGAGCCAGCUGAGUCGAUUGAGGAUGCUGUGCGAAGAGAGGUGUGGGAAGAAUCGGGCGUCACUUUGUCCCGCGUUGUUAUCCAUUCCUCGCAGCCCUGGCCGUAUCCGGCCAAUUUGAUGAUUGGUGCUAUUGCCCAGGUCAGUGACCCCGCCCAUGAGACGAUCUCUUUACAACAUGACCCUGAGUUGGAGGAUGCGCGGUGGUUUGAGAUUGAUGAGGUGGAAGAGGCGCUGCGUAUUGGUGUAAGUGACUUGGGUUCUCAGGCUGGUCCGGAAUUCAAGGGUGGAUUGAGGUUGCCCCCUCCUACGGCCAUUGCCAAUCAGUUGAUCCAGGCUGCUGUGAGCGCAGAUUAUUUUGCCGUAGAGAAGCAGUCUAAGAUGUAA